AUGGGUAAUUAUAUUGAACAGACCAGCACAGAUUUAGUUGGGACACCCUUAUUUGUUGCACCCGAACUUGCCAAGGCAUUCAAAGAUAGAAUUGAGAUGUUUACAACAGAUAAUGAUAGUGAUGGUGAUACUGCUCAAUAUGAAUAUGACAAAUCUAUUGAUAUCUGGUCAUUUGGGAUAGUAAAUUACUAUAUGUUGUCAAAAAAAUAUCCUUGGAAUGUUAAUAUUCAUGUUAGAGAGAAAAGAAAACCAAAAGAUUAUAUUGAGCUUUAUGACAAUAUAAUAAAAGGUGACCUAGAUUUUCCUACAUUUAAAACAAUUAGAGGUGAUAUUAAUGAAAUUGAAACUGUUGUGGAUUUUAUUCUUAAAUUGUGUCAGGUAGAUAGGGAUCAAAGGAUGUCAUCUGAUCAAGCAUUGCAGCAUACAAUAUUUAGUUAA
Messenger RNA from Entrophospora candida, 438 nucleotides. Lineage: Eukaryota; Fungi; Glomeromycota; Glomeromycetes; Entrophosporales; Entrophosporaceae. The record is from the annotation of a GenBank genome assembly.